Molecule: messenger RNA, 1267 nt
Organism: Kockovaella imperatae
Lineage: Eukaryota; Fungi; Basidiomycota; Tremellomycetes; Tremellales; Cuniculitremaceae
Exons: 5
Coding region: 84-773 (229 amino acids)
Source: RefSeq, a predicted model, not a curated record
CUCCAUCUAUCCACUUCCCUUGUCCAUCAUGUUUGUUUCAAAGACUGCUGUUGCCGCUGUACUUGCUUCGUUGGCUGGUGCGAAUGCGUUGUCCGGGUAAGCGGCGAAAUGCAUCAUCGAACCAUGUGCAUGAAUUGACAGCCCCGUGUAGCUCUUGUACCUCUGAGCUGGCCUUGUUGGCACUCACAGGUCCCAUCUCGGAGUGUCUCCAACUCACAAGCUUGCUGCCAGUCAUUUCAGGCUCUGGAUCCGUGAUCCCAAGUCUGAACUCGUACUUGAGCUCAAUCUGCUCUUCUAGCACUCCUCGAUGCUCUUCCUCUGCUCUGCAAUACGCCAACGGCAACCUCACCAACUCCUGCUCCUCUGACCUCAGCGGAGGAGGCAACGAUGCCACUGAGAUAGAGGCUUUGCAACAACUCUUGAUGCACUACGACAACGUCUACGACGCUGGAUGUGCGAAGAACAGCACUGAGAACCAAUACUGUCUCACUUCCACCCUCUACCAAGUCCAGAACUCGACCGGACAACAAAUCACCACCUCCUUCUUGACAUCCCUCUUGGCUGGAUCUGGAGACGGUCUCUCGCAGAUUGAGCAGACCUUCUCAAGUGGAAGGCUGUGCACUGGAUGUGUAAAGACCAUCUACGAGCAGGCCGUUGAUGCCAACUCUUCAAUCGCAAACUCGGCUAUUGCUAAGGACUUGAGCAACACUUGCGGAAGCAGCUUCAUUGAUUGUAUGUUUUCAAUUCAUCCUGCUCGAUGUGGCUCCGGUUGAUGAUCUUUCACUUUCAGCGUCUGCCACUGCGACCGGCGUAUCGGCUGUCUCCACGUCUGCCGCUGCUACUUCAGGCUCAAGCAGCUCAUCAAGCUCCAGCAGCACCCACGGUGCCGCGGCAUCCGCUUACAACCUUCCUUCCGCUAUGCCUACCCUCGUCGGAGGCAUGGUCUUGACCGUUGCUGCUGUUCUUGGAGGGACCAUGGUCCUUUGAAUUGUCUGAGUCUUCAAGCAAGGGAGAGAAGGACCCGCAUGAUUAUCUUGUCUGGACACGGAUGAGCGAUACACGAACUCGACACGAAAGCUUCGAGAUCUUCUUAGAAUCAAUGCUAGUUAUGAAUCAUGUUGUUGCACAAGCAGAUUGAAACGGCGUAACCUGGGUCCCCACACUGCGAAAUCUUUUCCCAUCAUCCAUUGGUGUACCCCUGAUCUACCUUCCUUUGCUCAUGGCUUGGGGAGGACCAGAUCGAUUCUCUCGCACAGAGGCAAUUGCC